Messenger RNA from Apodemus sylvaticus (European woodmouse), 3370 nucleotides. It is a transcript of the gene Otud6b, whose product is annotated as OTU deubiquitinase 6B. The transcript is spliced from 7 exons. Gene Ontology annotation, molecular function: cysteine-type deubiquitinase activity. The coding region runs from base 106 to 1080 and encodes 324 amino acids. Lineage: Eukaryota; Metazoa; Chordata; Mammalia; Rodentia; Muridae. The record is from RefSeq and is a predicted model, not a curated record. Gene Ontology annotation, biological process: protein deubiquitination.
AGCGCGCAGGCGCCCUAGCCCAUGUCGGUCGGCUUCUCCGGGUUUCAGUGGUUAGACCUGGAUCCGGAGCCGCCUUGAGGCGGGGCUGGGCCUUCCCGGCGGCCAAUGGCGCCCCGGGUGAGGGUUGAGGGGUGGGAGGCGCUGGCCCGCCUGAGGUGCCCAGCUCCUCCAGCGCGUGUGCCCCGCUACCUGGUCGUCAUGGAGGAGGUCUUGGCUGAAGAGCUUGAUGAUGAGGAGCAGCUGGUGAGAAGGCAUCGGAAGGAGAAGAAGGAGCUGCAAGCUAAAAUUCAGGGAAUGAAGAACGCUGUUCCCAAAAACGACAAAAAGAGGAGGAAGCAGCUCACAGAAGAUGUUGCUAAACUGGAGAGAGAAAUGGAACAGAAACACAGGGAAGAACUGGAGCAGUUGAAGUUGACUUUUAAGGACAAUAAGAUAGAUUCUGUUGCUGAUAACAUUUCAAACUUGGUACUUGAGAAUCAACCACCUCGGAUUUCAAAAGCACAAAAGAGACGGGAAAAGAAGGCUGCAUUGGAAAAGGAACGAGAAGAAAGGAUAGCUGAGGCUGAAAUUGAGAACUUAUCUGGAGCCAGACAUUUAGAAAGUGAAAAACUUGCUCAAAUAUUGGCAGCCAGAGAAUUGGAAAUUAAACAUAUCCCGUCUGAUGGUCAUUGUAUGUAUGGAGCGCUUGAGGAUCAGCUGAGAGAACAGGACUGCGCUCUGACUGUGGCUACCCUGAGGAGGCAGACUGCCGAGUACAUGCAAAGCCAUUCCGACGACUUCCUGCCCUUCCUAACAAACCCCAGCACCGGGGACGUGUACACUCCAGAAGAGUUUGGGAAGUACUGUGACGACAUUGUUAACACAGCGGCAUGGGGAGGCCAGCUUGAGCUAAGGGCUCUUUCUCACAUCUUACAAACACCAAUCGAGAUACUACAGGCAGAUGCUCCUCCUAUUAUAGUUGGUGAAGAGUAUCCGAGGGAUCCAUUAGUGCUAGUAUACAUGAGGCAUGCUUAUGGCUUAGGAGAACAUUAUAAUUCGGUUACACGGUUGGUGAACUCAGCUACUGAAAAUUGCAGCUAAUUUACAAAAUGUUACACUGUUAUAUAGAGUGUGCCAAUCUACCAAGUACUAGAUUGUUAUAAAUGCUACUGAAAAACACAGCUACCUUAAAUGAGUUUUAUGAAUAAGCUUACUAACAGGCUUUUAGAAAUACGGUGGAUUACCUUUAGCCAGUGCUCUCUUAAUGGCAGUUGUAGAAUUUAAAGUCUGUUGUGGAGAAUAUCACUCAUAGACAAAGCUGUUACUCUUUGCAAUAAUUAAUUUUAGUUGUCCUGCACAUUCUGGUUUGGAAUAAAUUUUGUUUUAAAUUUUGGCCCCACAACUUUAUGUUCUAAAAGUAAAGAUUUCAAUUUAAUUUUUCUUAAAAGUAUGGAGACUUGGUCUCUGUCAUCAUAGGAACAUAUUGUAGUGACAGCAGGUGUGUCAUUGCUUAGAAAGUGCUCACAGUCCCGGUGACUGGUAUCCUAGGUCAGCAGUGUGCAGCUUUUUAUGCAGCCUAUCUCUGCUGCUAAGAAGAAACUGCUUCAGUAGUUAAGAAGAUUUGAAUACUGAAUGCUUAUAUGAGAAUCAGUAUAAAGAAAUGAGACAAAAUCAAUGGUAAAUAGGUGUCAUUUGUCAAUUUUGAAUCUUUUGUAACAAAUUGGAGAUUUCCCUUUUCUGUAUGUGUAGCUUUAAAAGUUUGUAAUUCCUGCAUUGCUGGCCUCUCAGCCAGAGGCUGGAGUUAGAGUUGAACCUUGUUUCUCUUCACAACUGAGAAUUUUUACACUUUGCCCAACAGUUCUCAGCUGCUAUGCUUUCUCUAGUACUUUCCUGCUGAGAGGCAUCCGGCAGCCUCUCACUGCUCACGCUGCAAGGUGAUGCUGUGAUAAUGCAGAAAGGGCCAUGAGCACAUUCCCUUUAAGUCUUCCCCCUUCCAGCUGUGCUCACUUUCUAGGAUUCAAUGAAAGCCCUGGCUACAAAUUAUUUUGUUACAUAAUGUAUCACUUUUUUUACUCACAUGUUUAUUAUAUUUUAUGUGUAAGAAAAGUUGAUGGCAGGGGUGGCGCAUUGCCUUUAAUCCCAGCACUUGGGAGGCAGAGGCAGGCGGAUUUCUGAGUUCAAGGCCAGCCUGGUCUACAGAGCGAGUUCCAGAACAGCCAGGGCUACAUGUUUUUUAGAGAGAGAAACCCUCUCUAUAUAUAUAAAAAAAAAAGAAAAAAAGAAAAAAGAAAAAAAUUGGGAAAGAAAAGUUGAAGGUCCCUGUUCAGAAGCAGAGAGCUGUGUGGUAAAAUCAGUACAGAAGAAUUUUAUAUGGAAUGAAUGAGUCAUGUUACUGAGAUUUUAAAUCACUUAGAACAGCAUUCUUUGUUAGAGAGUUGUGCCCCACACAAGUGUGCUGCUGUUCUUGUGUAACAGUCCACGGGAUGGAGACACAGCUCUAGAGCACUCGCCUACUGUGCAGGAGGCUCAAGGUUCAAUUUUUAGCACCAACAAAACACAAUUUAUGAAAAUGAAACUUCUUAUUGUGAUCUGUUUUUUUCCAAGUUAGAAAUAUAACUAAGUUGAGCAUCAUGUUUAUAACACUUGGGCUUUGAUCUAUGUACACGUCUCUGAGUAAAUAAUGGGCUUUGAUGGUAAAAGCAGGUAGUGGUGGGUGUGGUAAGGCGGCAGAGCGGUCGGUGGAGCAAGGGCUGUUUGAGGUCGUUCUGGCUGACUGAAGCGCACUCCUGCCUGCCUCACGGGGAGGGCAUUCUGAAACCUGUCUGUAACUUUUGAUCCUUUUUUAUUCUGAAAUUUAUAAAAGCAUCAAGUUGUAAAAUAAAUGCUUCGAACUCAUUUUGAAGUAAUGUUAUCUUCAUCAGCCUUAAGGAGUAAUAAAACAUUAUGAAAUAGUUAUUGAAAAUUCCGUUUGUAACAAAGAUACUCUAAAAUAACUCAUUAAUGUUUCAUUGUUUUGACAAGAAUUCAAAUGUACUGAAUUAUGUAUUUCUAAUUUUUGUUUAUAUGUUUUAUUUUAAAAGGGCCAGUAUAUUUAUGAAUAAAAUGUAUGGCCCACUUCUACCAUUUUAGCGAUAAAUGGAAAAAUCUUCUAAAAACGGUAGAUGUUAAUUUAAAAACAAUGUAUGCAAAUUAAGUUUGCUGCUGCUGGUCUGAUUGAAAACAUUUAUGUCAGAAUUCUAGAAUGUGUCUUCAGCCAAGAAUUUUAUCUACUUACAUAUAUUUAUAACCUGUAAAAAGUAAAACAAAGAAUGUGUAACUGUUGUGAGCAAAAUAGCUUUGCUCGUAAUAUGUGAUGUUUACCAAAAGAAUAAAUGAUAAAGAGUUGAAUCAA